AUGAUGCCGGGCGGUGUCGCGUGGUGGGCAAGUGUCCGGAAUCCAAGCACAUCGGUGGGAGCGGAAGCAGCCCUUUGGCGCACCCACGCUAUCGACGUCUACCAGCGACAAUGGGCCAACGACGUUCAGAUCGGGCUGCACGAUACCAUUUCGAUUCUCAAUGCGUUUGGGUGGCGCCAAGACCUCACGAUCACAGUCAUCUCGUACGUGGACCGCAGCACCAAGUCGACGACGGGUGUGCUCAGCCCCACGUUCAACUUGGACAUUUACACGGCGGUUGUCACCAACAGUACCACCGUACGAAGCGCACCCAACUACAUGGGAGACACCACAAUUGAGCUGUACAGUGGUUUAUACCCAUACACACAAGCCAGCGUCCUCUUACACGACAACCUCGGUCCUCUCAUGUCGAUCGAUCUCUACUUGCUGGCGCCACCGCCGUCGCUACUGGCGGCCGUGACGUCGUUCCACUCUGCGCAUAUUCUCGCCAUUCAAGCCAACCGAUCGCUUCGAGAAGCGUUCGAGGCGCUUCCCGCAACAACGCUUCUGGACCCGAUACCGUUGGCGUGGCAGUCGACCAACUACAGUACGUACUUUGGGGGGAAUCCCACAUGCCUCUAUGGCGCUGGCGCGACCUUUGUCCAGCCGUCCUUCUCGUUUGAGGAUACGUGCACCGCGCAAGUGCCAAGUCGACUCGUGAUCGACCGAAUGGCUGCAGUGUUUGCUGCCAGCGCGAUGUCGCUUACGCGAAACCCAUGCUCGUUGUGCAGCGUGGCGACAGUAGCAGUGUGCUCGAGUCUCGAGGCAGCCGUUGGACCCGUGGCCAAAACGUUGAAAAGUGCUCUCUCCGCAGCAGACGUUGCAGCAGCCGCGACCGACGUCCAGCUGAUGGAGAUUGGCAUCAUUCAAAUGGCCGUGACGCAAGCCACGACCUUUGUCAUCCUCGAGCAGCCCAUGCUUGGCAGCGGCGACUGGGACUUCUUUGGGUACGUGGCACUCUACGAGUGGGCCAUCGGCAUCCGCGAAGUCGUGUCGUUUCAAGGCGACGUCGCAACCUUCAACAUCCUCUCCGAGCCAGUGGACCCUAUCCCGUUUGCAGCCAACGGACUCGAAGUGCCUGUGAAAUCGUGUCGGUACUUCUACGCUGUAUGUGGCAUUACGACGUGUCUCUUUCUGUGUGUCGCUGCCGUCACCGUAUUCCACACGGCGUCCGCGGCACCCAACGAUUUUGUUCAGUUUCUUCGGGUCGCUGGCCCUGUCUGGGUCGGGCGACCGCUCUUGCUCUUGCGCGCGACCGCCGCACUAGCGGCCCUCUGCACUGUGCCUCUUGUCUUUAACGGCGACAACGGUAUUGGGCGCUUUGUGUUUGGCCCACGAUCGCUCAUCGACUCCAUGAUCCUCGCCUUUGAAGCCGUCUGGGCCACGGUGGUUUGCAACGAUAUUCUGCUUGUGCUGGCCCCGCACCGCGCACGAAACGCUGCCGUCCUCUGCUCGUGGCUGGUCUGGCUCGGUAUCGUGUGCCUCGACACGUUGGCACCGCCUCAGGUCGACACGGCAAUGGAGCGUCGCUGUGUUCCUAUCUUUAUGGACGUCGGCUACAAGUGCUCGCGCGGCACCGUGUCAAUUGGCUCAGUGGCACGCGCCAUCGAGCUGCUCGGCGUCAACGCGGUCGCUUUGGCUGUGUCGUAUGUGGUGGUAGGUCGCCCGGCAGCCGCGCCACGUCAGUAGUGAUGUUUGGACUAUGGACGCCGCGGUUGGCGUCAUGAGCGGGUUCGUUUGCUUUCAUAUCGGAGCGACGACGUAUAUCUUUGACGCCAAGCUCUGGCUUCUCUUGUCACGUGGUACAGCGCCGCGCCAAAGCCAUGUCGUUGCGAUCGACGUGUCGCCCUGCCACACUUCAAAUCCCGAGUCCCAUGCCGCACCAUCUGUG
Saprolegnia diclina VS20 is the source of this 1930-nucleotide messenger RNA. RefSeq lists its product as hypothetical. The transcript is spliced from 2 exons. The record is from RefSeq and is a predicted model, not a curated record. NCBI's taxonomy places the organism in Eukaryota, Oomycota, Saprolegniomycetes, Saprolegniales, Saprolegniaceae. The coding region runs from base 1 to 1728 and encodes 575 amino acids.